GGAGGAGGAGGAGGAGGAGGAGGAGGCCGUCGCCUCAGCCCUGAGGGGAGCGGGGAAUGGCGGCGGCGGCGGCGGCGGCGGCGGCGGAUGAAUUCGCCGGGCGGACGAGGGAAGAAGAAGAGAGGGUGGGGCGGGCCGGCGGGCGGGCCGGGCCCUCCUCCUCCUCUUCCUCCUCCUCCUCCUCCUUCUUCUUCUUCUUCUUCUUCUCCUUCUUCUUCUCGUCCUCCUCCUCCGCCGCCGCCGUGUAAGCGUCCGCCCGGGUCGUGGUCGGGGCCGCUGGCGGCCGCCUGGGCCCUGCUGCGCCUGGCCGCCUUCCGCCUGGGGCUGCUCGUCGCCUGGCUCUGCCGCCGCUUCUCCCGCCUCCUCAUGGCCGCCAGGGCGGACCGGCAGCCCGGCCGGCGGGAGGAGCGGCGGGAGGAGCGGCGGGACCCGCCCGGCCCGGACCCCGUCGGCGAGGCCCAGCAGGUCCGCGCCUUCCACAAGCAGGCCUUCGACUACAUCUCCAUCGCCCUGCGCAUCGACGAGGACGACAAAGCAGGUCAGAAGGAACAAGCCGUGGAAUGGUAUAAGAAAGGAAUCGAAGAACUGGAAAAAGGAAUAGCUGUCUUGAUCACAGGACAAGGUGAACAGUGUGACAGAGCCAGACGUCUUCAGGCUAAAAUGAUGACUAAUCUGGUCAUGGCCAAGGAUCGUUUGCAACUUCUAGAGAAGCUGCAACCAGUUUUUCAGUUUUCCAAGUCGCAACCGGACGUCUAUCACGACAGUACUAAUCUGACAUGCCGCAAUGGACAUCUCCAGUCAGAAAGCGGAGCUGUUCCGAAAAAGAAGGACCCGUUAGCACACACUAGCAACUCCCUUCCUCGUUCAAAAGCAGUUGCAAAAACUGGAUCCGCAGGCCUUUCAGGCCAUCAGAGAGCACCCAGUUGCAGCGGGCUGUCAAUGUUUUCUGCGGGUAGACAAGGAGCUGGUCCUGCGACUUCGACUCAUAAGGGUACUCCGAAACCUAAUAGAACAAAUAAACCAUCUACUCCUACACCUGCUGCCCGAAAAAAGAAAGACUUGAAAAAUUUUAGGAAUGUGGACAGUAAUCUUGCCAAUCUCAUAAUGAAUGAAAUCGUAGACAACGGAACGGCUGUCAAAUUUGAUGAUAUAGCCGGACAAGAGUUGGCAAAGCAGGCGCUACAAGAAAUUGUUAUUCUUCCUUCCCUUAGACCUGAGUUGUUUACAGGCCUUAGGGCUCCAGCCCGUGGAUUGUUGCUGUUUGGUCCACCUGGAAAUGGGAAGACUAUGCUGGCUAAAGCUGUAGCUGCAGAGUCAAACGCCACCUUCUUUAAUAUAAGUGCCGCCAGUUUAACUUCAAAAUAUGUGGGAGAAGGAGAGAAAUUGGUGAGAGCUCUCUUUGCUGUAGCUCGGGAACUUCAGCCAUCUAUAAUUUUUAUAGAUGAAGUCGAUAGCCUUUUGUGUGAACGGAGAGAAGGAGAACACGAUGCCAGCAGACGUUUAAAAACGGAGUUUUUAAUAGAAUUUGACGGUGUACAGUCUGCUGGAGAUGACAGAGUUCUUGUGAUGGGCGCAACUAAUAGGCCGCAGGAGUUGGAUGAAGCUGUUCUCAGGCGGUUCAUCAAACGGGUAUAUGUGUCUUUACCAAAUGAGGAGACAAGACUGCUUUUACUAAAAAAUCUCUUAAGCAAACAAGGAAGUCCACUGACCCAAAAAGAGCUAGCACAGCUAGCUAGAAUGACAGAUGGCUACUCAGGAAGUGACUUAACGGCUUUGGCGAAAGAUGCAGCCCUGGGUCCUAUUCGAGAACUGAAACCAGAACAAGUGAAGAACAUGUCUGCCAGUGAGAUGAGAAAUAUUCGAUUGUCGGACUUCACCGAAUCCUUGAAGAAGAUAAAGCGCAGCGUGAGCCCUCAGACGCUGGAAGCGUAUAUUCGGUGGAACAAGGACUUCGGAGACACCACGGUCUGAAGCGGCAGAGCUGUACGACCGCGGGAGGCCAACGUGUUAACUGCCAAGAGGAGAAAACGGUAGCCGCGGAAAGGCGGCCGGUAUAGGCUACCAAAAUCGCGCCUGGGUUUACGAGACUUUUCAGAUUCUCACAAGGAUUUGUGGGCACUGAAACUGGAAGCGGCGCCAGAAAAGAAAUGAAAAUAUAACGUAACACAUGAAGAGAAGUCUUCGUUGUUAAAGGCGCCCUUGUCUUUAUAGUCGGGGUUUGUUCGAUGGGCACGGCAGUUGGAGCACAAUGAGAACCGGGAGAAAAAAGAAAAAUCUAGCUACUUCAUCAUCACUAACCAAAAUUUGUAUAUUUUGUAAUAGGUAUUCCAGUGGUAGUAAUUGAAGGCAUAGAGUCCCUUAGCCUUGGUUUUUUGUCUUAUGUUUUUUUUUUUUCCAUGUGACACUUGCAUUCUCCACUCUCCUCAUCCCCCUGUUAUGUUAAUAUAUACUUGUAACUAUAACUGUAAUGCUCGAAGUUUGGUUUUGGGUUUGUUUUGUUUUUUUUUUUUUUGGUAAGUUCAAUUCAGGUGCCAAAUGGAACUUUUCCCCAAACAAUAGGAUUGAGAAAAGUAUGAGGGUUUUUUUUUUAAAUGUACAUAAGUCCAUUAAGCAGCCAGUCUGUUUUUGCUCGGGAGUUUUUCUGUCUCCUGUGAAGUUCCAUGGCAACCAAACGGUUUCUAUAGCCAUUUGGUAAACGAAAAGCAAAUCUAGGGAAAAUAACGGGGCGAGGUUGGAAUUGCGGAAUCUUAUCAUUUGGCCUACCAGAUUCCCUGCCGACGCGGUUGUAAAGAAUCCGGUUGUACGUUCUGUGUUUGUGUUGUUUUUCUUUUUCUCUUUGAACCAGACUGAUUGACAGAAAUGAUAUUAACUGCUGUAAAGCUUGGUGGGGAGGGAAGGGGCAAGUUCUGAAUUCAAAAUUUUCUAAUGUGUUAUUACUUUCAAGGUGUUCGUUCUCGAUUAAAUGCCAGAGAAGUGAUCAUUCUGGAUCCUUAGUCGUUAAUAUGUUCAACCAGACAUUAAGAUGAGAGGUUAUUGGAUUUUUAUACAUUGCCUACAGUAACAUUUUAUAGCUUCCGUGUGCUCACUUUGUAUACUAAAAGUCUUAGACUUGAUUCAUUUGCCCUUUUUUAAGUACAGUAACUUAAUUUCUUGUUUGUACAAAUAUGCCUGGAUUUUUAUUAAAGGACGUGUAGUAAAUAGGAACUCUUAAAUCAUGGCCUUUUAAAUAUUGUAAUAAAGGGAAAUGGAUAAUUGCCCUUAGUUUACCGGUUAAAAUUUUGUUUACAGAAUUUUCUGUGGUGCUGAAUUGUUGUUAUAAAGUAUAUUAAGAAUGGAAAAAGAAUAGCUUCGUAGUGAGGAAUACUGUCUUCAGUUUAGAAAAAGCAUGUCUUCAGUGAUCCGUAUGUAUGUACAAGAAUGUGCCCUACUCGAGAUAAUUUAAUGCAGAUUUUUUUUUUUAAUUUUUAAAAGCCUGCCCCUCCCCUCUUACAAUUUCUGAAACGGAAGAAGCGAUUUCUCAGUAUCACCUGCCAUUUUUUAGCCAAGACUUAAGCUCACAUGAACUAAAGAAAGGCAAGAGAAUUUAUAUUUUCACAAAUAACAUUUUUUUCCCUGAAUCGGGGUUGCUGGGCUGCCAGUCAAUCAGAAGUUCCCCUCUUCUUCUGUUGUCCAGAAUAAGAAUAAAUUCUGUCUUUUUUUAUUUAUUACUUGGGGAAAAAAACUCCUUGGAUUUCCUUACCUAGUUCUAAAAAGAUCCCAUCAAACUUACUACCGGAUUGCGUGUAGAUAGUAACUGCAACUGACAGAUCCCUAAUUAAAAGCAUUUUAGCAGCUUUACCUUAAAUCUGCUUUCACGUAUUUUCACCGUACCAGUCGAGAGACAAUUAUGCACUUUGUUUUCUGGAUAAAUUUUCUGAACAUUUGGACACUUUCUGACCGCAUUUCCAAACACUUUUUAGUCUUUUGAGACUAUUAUAUUUAUCCCUGAAGAAUGUCGCUUUGAGUUUUAGAUGAAUUUAGUGUGCAGUUCUGUAAUAUCAUUGGUAAGCACCUUAUAUCAAGCCAUACUUAAGGAGAAAUAUUUCCCACCCUCCCAAAGUUAGUUAAAGUAAAAACAGUAUUCUUUACAAAGUCAUAGUACCAUCCCAUGUUAAGUAUUGUCAAAAUAUUCUUCCCCUCAUGGGAGGAUGGUGAAAGAUCAAGCAAUUAUCUGACCAUUUGCUCAGUGCCCUCAGUCGAAAAGGAUAAUUCAGGCUCAAAAGUGGAUUUAUAUUUUUUUUUGUGCUCUGAAAUAUCAUUUGUAUAUUCUGCAGGGAGGAGUGUAGAUCAUCUGGAUAAUUGUUCGCUUCCAUUUGGGGGCGGGGGGGGUCUACGUAGUCCCAGCCUCUGAAUGUCGUGGUGAUAGUAAGAUUGGGGCUCAAGAGAACUCAUCUGGCAUUCCACCUUCCCACCGUGCCCGAAGUUCUUUGGGUCUAAAAGGAUCGGCUCUCGAUAGCUCCGUACCACUGACCGUCUUGUCGGAUGAAUUCAAAAUUGCCAUUAAAAAGCUCUGGAAAAAGGCAAAACAAAUCACCGGCUUUCCAGGGGUUUUGAGGCUAAAAGUCCCUUUCAGUCGAAGAACUGCCCUCCGGUUCCACGGCGUCACGUUUCUCUGCUGCAAACAGGCAUUGAGCUCAGGAAGAAUUGGGGGAAGAAACCAGUCUUUCUACUAUAAUUCAAUUUUGUUCUUUGUUGAAAACUACUGACUAAUCAUCUCCGUCCGGGAAAGUGGAAAAAACUUCCCUUUAGAACAGUUCCUUCUUGAUGGUUUUUCUUUCAUCUGAGGGGAUAUUUUUCCAGAUCUGAGGGAGUAGGGCAGCACCCUCCAUCUUUCUCGGGAAAUGCAGUAUUGGGAAGAUUAGAAAACAGGUAUUUAACCUAUGAGUAAAGUUUCCGUGAGAUACAGGUCUUUUCCAAGGGGUUUAGGUACCAGGCAACCCCUUCUAAAGGCAGAUAUUCAUCGUUCCCCCUUUCCCCGAACUUGGUGGAGGGCAACUCUGCUCCAAGGAAAGUGACUUAAUUUUCCAGUAAUCUGUGUGGUUUCCGAAAUGUCUGUCGUAUGUUGCUUCUUAAUAACUUAGAGGAAGACCAUGUAAAGAUUUGAAAUAUUCACCAAGAUUUUAGCUACGUGAUUUUGAUUUCUUCUAAAUAAAAGCACUGCCUUUGUC
Ornithorhynchus anatinus (platypus) is the source of this 5207-nucleotide messenger RNA. It is a transcript of the gene SPAST, whose product is annotated as spastin. The transcript has 17 exons. The record is from RefSeq and is a predicted model, not a curated record. Lineage: Eukaryota; Metazoa; Chordata; Mammalia; Monotremata; Ornithorhynchidae. Gene Ontology annotation, molecular function: ATP binding; ATP hydrolysis activity; microtubule severing ATPase activity. The coding region runs from base 88 to 1971 and encodes 627 amino acids. Gene Ontology annotation, cellular component: microtubule cytoskeleton.